UUUAUACUGAUGAAAAUAAUAAUAUGUAUAGACGUAUAGUUGACGUUUGAAUACCCUGUUGGAUCACGGAUGUGACAUGACGUGAAUAAUCAUGAAAGUGUACAUGAUGUUCGCACUCUGCGCCCUGAUGAUGUCUUGUUUGCCCCGCCAGUACGACUGUUGCAUGGACACUGUGCUCAAGUCGUUUUUCGAGAUGUUCAAUCCCAGCGUUGAAGCUGGUCCUGGACGGUUGGUCAGCCGGCAUCGGUACAAGGACGGCUUCAUGCCCGACUAUCCCUUGGAGGUUAUCGGUCACGACGGCGAAUGGGUCAAGCCACCUGAUGACAAUGACGACGGAAGCGUGCCGACGGCUGACUACGUGGACGAAGGUGCAGGUAAUGGUGUAAGUUCAGGAGACCGUACAAGUAGUGGUGGCGGUGCAAGUUCGGAAGGUGGCGCAGGUGGUACAAAUGGUGAUAAUGGCAGCGGCCGGCUGGAAUACUCCAUCCGGCAACAGAAGAUUGACGCAGCUGUCGGUGCAACUUCAAGCUCCGGCCCAGGAAUACGGCCGGACGACCAUCGGCCUUUUUCGGAUUUCGUCGUCAGCCUGCUCAAAACGGUUCAGUUGACGCCUCUUGCGACGCUCAAAAAGUCAAAAGGCAAACCACCUGGCGCAGUCCCGGCCACGAAGACGACUGUGCAUCAGCCGCAACACCACGGCGGCAUCACGAACCCGUGGUAGCAAUAUACUUGGCGGCGGGUGCAGUGAGAGCCCACCCAAACACGAGGAGAAAACCAUUUUUCAAACCUUUCUUCGAAUGCCUAUAACAUAUAGUUAAUAUUAUUUUAAUCACGUGCUGGUCACGAAAGUUUACAAAAAAAUGUACACCCCUUCGCCAACGACACUCGCAAAAGGCAAAGUUGCGAUGAUAUAUGUAAAAUAGGUGUAUACCUAUAAUCAUGAUUUUUAUUUACCUAUAUAAUAUUUAAAAUGUAUUUAUGCCCUGCUCAACUUUCUUCAUGUAUUAUUUAACGUUUUAUUUUAGUGUAUUUAAUUGUAUCAUUAUAUCAAACACAUAUUAUGUACUUAUAUACAAUGAUAUGUAGUUAAAAAAAAGUCACAUUUUGAACAACAGCUAACAGCUAAAUUAUUAUUUCGUUGUAAUCGAUUUACAAAAGAAUGAAACUUCAAUUUAUCUUACGUUUUAACAUUAUAUUCAAGUUCCAACUCCGAGAUUGGUUCAUAAUAUGUAUGUUGUGUACAAUAUAUUAUUUAUGCAAGAAUGCUACUAGCGUUUAUUAAAUUUUUUUUGGCUCCAAGGUCUAGACGAAAGUAUAUGGAUAUUGUAAUGGACAAGUCGUGCUGGUUCGCAUGGACUAUACUGGCGCGUUUACUAUAAUAUUAUAUUGUUUAUGUUGAAAUGUUUGAGAGAAAAAACAAUCAACAUCCCGAUGUUUGUUCGAUACGUCAUUCUGUCAUAAUAUACUAUAUUAUAUUAAAACACGAUGCACAUUUAAUUUAAGUCAGUUUAUUAUUAUUAUUAUAAUAAUUGUACGCCGAUGUAUGUAUAGUUGUCACCUUGUUAUUAUUAUACAUAUUAUAGUUGUAUCUUGUAUUAUAUUAUAUUAUUAUGGUUACUGGUUUUUUUUAUACUAACCUGGUGUGUCACGCCAUUAUUUAAUAGGUACUUCAAAUUAUUUACAAUUGUAAUAAUAUAUUUCGUUUACACUACUACCGUACUCGUAUUACCUUACCGUUUUAAAAUAAAACAUAAUCAAGUG
Messenger RNA from Acyrthosiphon pisum (pea aphid), 1761 nucleotides. RefSeq lists its product as uncharacterized. Lineage: Eukaryota; Metazoa; Arthropoda; Insecta; Hemiptera; Aphididae. The record is from RefSeq and is a predicted model, not a curated record. Bases 92 to 721 code for a protein of 209 amino acids. The transcript is spliced from 2 exons.